This is a messenger RNA of Penicillium alfredii, 1365 nucleotides long. RefSeq names its product ornithine-oxo-acid transaminase (gene car2). Gene Ontology annotation, cellular component: cytoplasm. The record is from RefSeq and is a predicted model, not a curated record. Gene Ontology annotation, molecular function: L-ornithine transaminase activity; identical protein binding; pyridoxal phosphate binding. The transcript is spliced from 3 exons. Lineage: Eukaryota; Fungi; Ascomycota; Eurotiomycetes; Eurotiales; Aspergillaceae. Bases 1 to 1365 code for a protein of 454 amino acids.
AUGGCCACCAACGGCUCCAACGGAACCUUCUCCCACCACCACGCUGCAUCCACCGACGCCGCCAUUCAGGCCGAGAAGGAGUAUGCCGCCCACAACUACCACCCGCUGCCGGUCGUCUUCGCGCGCGCUCAGGGAACUUCUGUCUGGGAUCCCGAGGGCCGACACUAUCUCGACUUUCUUUCAGCCUACUCUGCCGUGAACCAGGGCCACUGUCAUCCCAAGUUGGUUGCCGCCCUGGUUGAACAGGCUUCCCGUGUGACGUUGAGUUCCCGUGCAUUCUACAAUGACGUAUUCCCCCGGUUCGCCGAGUUUGUUACCCGCUACUUCGGCUUCGACAUGGUCCUGCCCAUGAACACUGGCGCCGAGGCAGUCGAGACGGGAAUCAAGAUCGCCCGCAAGUGGGGUUACAAGGUCAAGGGCAUCCCGGAGAACGAGGCCUUGGUUCUCAGCGCGGAGAACAAUUUCCACGGUCGCACGUUCGCCGCCAUCUCGUUGUCAUCCGACCCGGAGUCGCGCGAAAACUACGGCCCGUAUCUGCCCAACAUCGGGUGCACGAUCCCCGGCACGAACAAGCCCAUCGCAUACAAUGAUAAGGCUGCGCUGCGCGAGGCCUUUGAGAAGGCCGGCCCUACACUGGCGGCGUUCCUCGUCGAGCCAAUCCAGGGCGAGGCGGGCAUUGUCGUGCCGGAUGAGGACUACUUGCGCGAGGCUCGCGCACUCUGCGAUCAGCAUAACGUGCUCCUGAUCUGCGACGAGAUCCAAACAGGUAUCGCUCGCACGGGCAAGCUACUGUGCCACGAAUGGAGCGGGAUUAAGCCCGACUUGGUCUUCCUGGGUAAGGCCAUCUCCGGGGGCAUGUACCCCGUCUCGUGCGUGUUGGGUUCCAAGGACGUUAUGCUUACAAUUGAGCCUGGCACCCAUGGCUCGACCUAUGGCGGCAACCCCUUGGGCUGUGCUGUCGCCAUUCGCGCCCUUGAGGUGGUCCAAGAAGAGCACAUGGUGGAGCGCUCCGAAAAGCUCGGGCAGGUGUUCCGAGCCGGGCUGCGGGCCAUCGACAGUCCGAUCAUUCAGACCGUGCGCGGCAAGGGCCUGCUCAACGCUGUGGUGAUUGACGAGUCCAAGACCAAUGGUCAUACUGCCUGGGAUCUGUGCAUGCUGAUGAAAGAAAAGGGAUUGCUGGCCAAACCCACUCACCAGAACAUCAUCCGCUUGGCUCCGCCGCUUGUUAUCACCGACGAGGAGAUUCAAAAGGCCCUGAAAAUCAUCGAGGAGGCUGUCAACGACCUCCCAGGGCUCAAGGGUGCCGCGGAGGACCAAGUCAUUCCGCCGCCGGAGAAGAAGGUGAAGAUCGGAGUAGAGAACUAG